CGGCAAGUGUUGCAGUUCGGGGCGGGAGGCGGCUGCGGCUCGGCCGGCGCGAAAGGCCCGGGGUGAGGAUCCCGGGGAGAGGGCGGGGCCGGGGCCAGAGUCUCGGCUUUGUACCGCGGAGGAGUUCCGCCUUUUUCCAAAAGAGGAGUCCAGAGGAGGACUGGUCCUUUUCUGCAAAUACCAAAGCCAUGGCUCAGGAGUCAGUGAUGUUCAGUGAUGUAUCCAUAGACUUCUCUCAGGAGGAGUGGGAAUGCCUGAAUGAUGAGCAGAGACAUUUAUACAGAGAUGUGAUGUUGGAGAAUUACAACAACCUGGUUUCGAUGGCAGGACAUUCUAUUUCUAAACCAGAUGUGAUCUCCUUCUUGGAGCAGGGGAAGGAGCCCUGGUUGGUUGACAGAGAAGUAACGGGAGGCCAGUGUCCAGUCCUGGGAUCAAGAUGUCAGACCAAGAAAUUAUUUCUGAAGAAGGAAAUUUUUGAAAUAGAGUCAGCCCAGUGGGAGAUAAUGGGAAGACUUACAAGACAUGACCUUCAGUGCUCUAGUUUCAGAGAUGAUUGGAAAUCUAAUGGCCAGUUUGAAAGACGACAUGGCUCUCAGGAGAGACAUUUCAGUCAACCGAUAUACACCCAUGAAGGCGUGCCCACUUUUAGUCAGCAUCCACCCUUGACAUUACAGCAAAUCAUUCAUAAUAAAGAGAAAUACUGUCCAAAUAAGGAAUAUAGGAAAGCCUUUAGACGUGACUCACAGCAUACAGCACAUCAGAUAAUUCACACCAUUGAGAAACCCUAUGAAUGUAAGGAAUGUGGAAAGGCCUUUAGACAUCCCUCAAGACUCAGUCAUCAUCAGAAAAUUCACACUGGCAAGAAACCCUUCGAAUGUAAAGAAUGUGGAAAAACCUUUAUUUGUGGCUCAGACCUUACUCGACAUCAGAGGAUUCACACUGGCGAGAAACCCUAUGAAUGUAAGGAAUGUGGGAAGGCCUUUAGUAGUGGCUCCAACUUCACUCGACAUCAGAGGAUUCACACUGGUGAGAAGCCCUAUGAAUGUAAAGAAUGUGGGAAGGCCUUCAGUAGUGGCUCCAACUUUACUCAACAUCAGAGAAUUCACACGGGGGAGAAACCCUAUGAAUGUAAGGAGUGUGGUAAUGCCUUUAGUCAAAGCUCACAGCUUAUUAAACAUCAGAGAAUCCAUACAGGUGAGAAACCCUAUGAAUGUAAGGAGUGUGAAAAGGCUUUUCGUUCUGGUUCAGACCUUACUCGACACCAGAGAAUUCAUACUGGUGAGAAGCCCUAUGAAUGUAAGAUAUGUGGGAAAGCCUAUUCUCAGAGUUCACAACUUAUUAGUCAUCAUAGAAUUCAUACCGCUGAGAAACCCUAUGAAUAUAGGGAAUGCGAGAAGACCUUUAAUUAUGGCUCACAACUUAUUCAGCAUCAAAAUUUGUACUGGUGAUAAACCAUAGAUAUACGAAAUGUGUGGGAAGGCUUUUAACUACAACUCAGAACUUCAAAAUCAGAGAAUUUAUCUUGAUGAUCAUCCCUCUAAAUAGAAUAAUGUAGAAACAUCUUGUUUGUUGACUACAGCUUAUUUAGCCCGUAAAAAAAUGUAGGAAAAACACCCCAUGGGUAGAAUACAUUUUGGAAGCCCUUUAAUAAAAUUUAUAUUUCUCUUGACCUAAUUCAACCUAGCAAAUAUUGAAAAUGGCAACUUUUUUGACCCCCUUCUAACCUUACACAUCAGAGAAUUCGUGCUUAAAUGUAAUACUGUGAUUUUCAUUUUUUCCCCUACUUUAUAGUAGUAAUAUUUUUAAUUUUUCAAUCCAUUCUAAAUUUAUAUGACUAUGAAGUCCAUCUGUUUACAUCAUGGUUUAUAAGAUACUUUUAUUUUUAAAAUACCUUUAAUAACAGAGAAGUGGCCUCUUUAUUUUUGAAGAUGACUUACUCUUUUUGCUCUUUAAAAAAUUUAGACUUUCUUAUUGUCAAAACGUUCACAAACAACUUUGCACUCAGUAAAUAGAGAUCUUUUUGUGGCUGGCUUUAUGGUGUUUCCUCGUGUUGCUGUAAUAUUUUAUCAAAUCCCUAUUGAUAGACACUGUAGUUUCUUCUACAGUUUGCCAUUAUACACAGUGUCCUGAUGGACAUUCUCCCGUGGCAUAUCUUUGUAUCGUAUCUUUUAAUUACAGAGAUAAUGCAUGAAUAUAGAUUCCUUAUAAAAGAUUUAAACAUUCCAAAUAAUGCAAACAUACCCUUUGACCACUAUUCUUGUACCCAUUUCCCUUUCCAAAGGAUAGUCGUUAUCUGUUUAGUAUUUAUCCACCCUGAGCAUUUUUCUGUUUUUAUACAUGUAUGUCUCAGUAGAAAUUAUAAAAUGGGGAUAAUUAUAAUACCUCAUAAUUUUGUGUGAGGCUCAAAUGAGACACAGAAUGUUUAGAAUUGUGCCUGUCAUAAUAAAUAAUCACUGAAUGAAUGUUGGUCACUGUUAUAUUCAUCAUUGUCAUUAGUAGUAUUUGUUGAAAUAUAAUUGUUUCUGCAGACCUUACUCAACAUCAGGCAAGAUAUACAAUUGAAGAAAGACCCAUUGAGGGUAAUGAAUUAAGAAAAUUUUCUCUCAUGUCUUAUAGAACAUGAAAUAAUCUUGAGUGUUGGGAAAAUAAUGUGUAUAAUGUGUGGGAAGGACUUUAUUCAGACUGGCAUCUUUUUACUACAUAUAAUAAUAACAAAAAAUUUGUAACUUAUGAAGAAAAAGUAUGAAAAGACAAAUAGCAUUAGGUUUGAAAAAUGGAUAAAUAUAUAUGCACAUACAUAUAAAGAUAGGGAAACCUUAUAGUUACUGAUUUAAAAUGCUAUACUGAGUAGUUUUUUUUUUGUUUUUUUAAAUAAAAAACAUUUGAAAACCUAAACAAUUAUUUUUUAGGAAGACAAACAGUACCAGUGUUGACUCAAAAUCAGAACUCUUGGAAGACUCUUACAAACAAAGGAAAAGGGAAAUUUAGCAUGAGAUAUAGUAGCUAUUAACUGCCAAAGCACCAAACCCAAUUUCUUUUUAGGCAAAACAUUACCUAAGGUAUGCAAGGAACUAUUAUAUAGAAGUAGGCAUGUCAUAACAAACCGACGUAAUCUUGAUGUUAGAAUUGCAUUAGGAGGAAACAAGGAAGCCGUUUUUCAGUAUCAUCCAUGAGAUGUAUGAGCAUACUAAAGAAAUAAGGGAACUGUAGGUAGCAAAAGAAUAAUAGAAGUGAACCUGAUUGGGACAGUAGCUAGAAAGGAUGCCCAGUGCCCAGUUCCAGCCAACCGAUGCUGUGAGUUAAGUCAGCCCCGUUUGCCAGCUUUUCUGACUUCAGAGAAUCCAUAAAUCUACCUUUUUUAUUCAGUGAUGACUCUUGAUUUUUAAAUGGCAGCUCAGAUUUAAGAUAAAACAUGAGGACCAAAGAAGAUAUAUCGACUCUGCAAGUAGCAAGUGACCCACGGAUUACUUUUAUUCUGGACACUAGAACAAUGAGUGUGCAAAAGGCUUGCAGGAGAAGUUUUUAAUAGUGCAAAUCCCAGGGCCUCAAAUUUAAGGGGGGAGGGAGGAGUACACACAAAAUAAUUUACCCAGAAUUUCUUAGAUGUAAACAGUUUUAGAUCUAAAAUAUUUCCAGAGAUAAAGUAGCUAAACUCCAAGUAUAAAGAUACUCUUUUUUUAAAAAGGGACUUGAUUCAGCCCUAAUAUUUUCUACAUGAAAUUUUUUAUUUUAAGCAUUAUGUGAGUUAAAUAGGAUAGUCACGCACCACUUGAUAGCAGGAAUAUGUUCUGGGAAAUGCGUAGUUAGGCAAUUUCGUUGUUUGGGCAGAUGAGUAUGCUUACACAAACACAAUUUGUAUUGCUACCACACAUCUAGGCUAUAUGGUAUACCACUCAUGUAUAUUUAGUCUGUUGAUGACUGAAGCUUGCGGUGCAUGACUAUUGUAUAUAUUUUAUAUCCCGUUCAUGAGCCAUAUACACAACUGAAAAUUUAAAAAGUCAAACUCUCAGGAGAAAAAAUAGCCAAGCCGUCACAAUUUUGCACUAGCAGCAAAUGUGUCACUGGAAUUACAUAUUGUGUAUUGUGUUCUAGACCAAGGGUCAGCAAGUUUUCCAUAAAGGGCUGGGUAUACUAUUUGUGAGCCAAACUAUUUCUGUAGCAACUACUCAGCUCUGCAAUUAUAGUAUAGAAGACUUAUAAAAGUCCUAGAUUAAGAAAUCCUGAAAUUUAAAAAAUAAAUGUCCCAUAGUUUAGCUUUUUUUUAGGUUUGGGUUAGCGUUUGGAGAUUGACCUUUCCUGUGCCUAACUUUUCAUGCUCAAAGAGCUUUCUACCCUGGAUGGAAAACCUAUAUAUCCAAAGUUACUAUAGGUCAGCCCUUUCAUUCCUUGCUCCCUUUUUCAUAGGUAUCAUGUUAGAGGGUUUUAUUCGUUUUUGUUUUUUUUUUUUAACAUUGAAUUACUUAAUUUUUUACAGGCAUAUUUCAUAAUUUGAGAAAAGUAGAGUAAGCAAAAUAUCUGCAAAUAGGACGAUUAGUAACAGGCUUCUUCAUUCUAAUGUUUUGCAUUACUGUCCAAAUGAGAAUUGCUAAAUGAAGUUUCUUAUUCUUUGUUAGUAUACUUUAAGUCAUUUAUUAAAUUCCUCAUCAAAAAUUACAGAGAUCAUGCAUUUGCACCCAAACCAAUGAAACAAUGCCAAUAAACUUUUAAAAAUCAGUAUUUCUGUCCCCUCCUUUCCCCACUCCCUUCCCCUCUGUACAUUUCCUGAGUAAUGUUUCGACCUUGUGUUCUUUGUCCUUAAACAUUAACAAAUAAAUUAUAGUAUAUUUUUACAAAAAAGAAUGAUAUUUUAUACAGUUCUCUGUCAUUUGCUUUUUUACAUUUGUCUGUACAUUUUGGAUUUCCCUUCAAGUCCAUAAAUGAUGAUUUAAUGGUUACAGUGUAUUUCACAAUAUGCUUCUACCUGUACCUAUUCAGCUAUUCCCCAAUUGUGAUAUUUCAAAUUGUUAACUCUUUGCGAUUUAAAAGUAGUGCUUCAAUAAACAUUCUUAUGUUCAUCUUA
Pteropus alecto (black flying fox) is the source of this 5059-nucleotide messenger RNA. It is a transcript of the gene ZNF566, whose product is annotated as zinc finger protein 566. The coding region runs from base 189 to 1448 and encodes 419 amino acids. Gene Ontology annotation, molecular function: DNA-binding transcription repressor activity, RNA polymerase II-specific. The record is from RefSeq and is a predicted model, not a curated record. The transcript has 5 exons. Gene Ontology annotation, biological process: negative regulation of transcription by RNA polymerase II. NCBI's taxonomy places the organism in Eukaryota, Metazoa, Chordata, Mammalia, Chiroptera, Pteropodidae.